This is a messenger RNA of Cinclus cinclus, 2223 nucleotides long. RefSeq names its product potassium inwardly rectifying channel subfamily J member 15 (gene KCNJ15). The record is from RefSeq and is a predicted model, not a curated record. Gene Ontology annotation, cellular component: plasma membrane. Bases 1009 to 2223 code for a protein of 404 amino acids. The transcript is spliced from 2 exons. Gene Ontology annotation, biological process: potassium ion import across plasma membrane; regulation of monoatomic ion transmembrane transport. Lineage: Eukaryota; Metazoa; Chordata; Aves; Passeriformes; Cinclidae. Gene Ontology annotation, molecular function: inward rectifier potassium channel activity.
UUGGUGAUUAAACCAAAACUGGAAUGAGUUACAGUUGUUAACGGGGGCUAAGUUUAAUUACCUUUUCCCAGAAAACCUGCACCAGUGUGAUGAGUACAGUCACAAACAAAAAUUCUCCUUAAUUGACAUAACAGGAAAGGUACUUCAGUGAGCAAUUAUGCUGAUGUCCUGGGCUGGCACAUGUGUGUCCCACAAAUAUAUCUUGUACUUCCUGCAAAAUUCUUUUAAGUAGCUAUAAGGAAGACAUUAUUUUUUUUCUUUUAAAUUUUUUUUUCCAGCAUUUGGCGAGAACUAAUCACUGACUUGGAGGCUCUUUUUUGAGGAAAACAAUGGGACAAAACAAUGUCUUUUUUUGUAAGACCUGCCAAAGCACAAAGGAUGCAUGGGAUGUUUUUUUUCUUUGUUGCUUUUGUCAGCAGGAAGUUUUGUUGUUGGGAACGAGUAUAACAUGCACUGUCCUUGCUCUACGUAAUCGCUGUCUGGUCCUGCGAGCUGGGUCCCGUCUGUGCCUCUCCAGCUGGCAAAGAGCAGAGCUCUGCCUCACCCUGGGGGCUCUGCCCAGCCCUGGGUGCCCUCUCCAUCCAGACUGAUGCCCAGUAAACAAAUCCAGGAGUCAGAUGCUCCAAUGAUUGCUGGGGUCACGCAGGUUGGGGCCCACAUUUAAAAUGCUGAUUUUGUGAAUUACUUCCUUUUUUUUUUAAUUUUUUUUUUUUUUCCAUCAGAGGGUUUAAAAUGUGGGAGUGCUGUCCAGUGCAGACAGCUUCAGAGUGUUGCACCCAGGUGUAAAUAUUCCAGACCUCGUCUUUGAUGUGCUCAGGUCUGCUUUGUUUCCCUCUAAGUUAGUUGUAGGUCCGUCACAAAGAGCCAGAUCCGACUGAGUAAAUCACUUGUGGAAGUUAAUUGUUCCCAGUGAAAGCUGGUCUGGCUCAUUCUGCCUCCGUCGCAGGAAGGGACAGAGGUGGUGAGCUGGAUCUGCGUUCUGAGCCCAGCGACUUUAAUUCUGAUCAGAUGUCUCUCUUCAGGGCGUUAAAGAAAACCUGCUCACUAAUCAAAAAGAGCCUCUUCUCUAGACAAACGACUGAAGCAGUGAGGAUGGAGCCCACCAAGAUCAACAUGUCCCGCGUGCCCCUGGUCAGCGGAGGCAUCGACAGCGCCAUGCUCAAGGCACACAAACCCCGCGUGAUGUCCAAGAGCGGCCACAGCAACGUCAGGAUAGACAAGGUCGAUGGCAUUUACCUGCUCUACCUGCAGGAUCUGUGGACCACAGUCAUAGACAUGAAGUGGAGGUACAAACUCACCCUGUUUGCUGCUACUUUUGUCAUGACCUGGUUCCUCUUCGGGGUGAUCUACUACGCCAUCGCUUUCCUUCACGGGGACUUGGAGAUGAACAAGUUCUCCCCAAAGCGGGAGCCGUGCGUGAAGAAUGUGGAUUCCCUGACUGGGGCAUUCCUCUUCUCCCUGGAGUCCCAGACAACCAUUGGCUAUGGAUUUCGUUUCAUCACAGAGGAGUGUCCCCAUGCCAUUUUCUUGCUCGUGGCCCAGCUGGUCAUCACCACCCUGAUUGAGAUCUUCAUCACAGGUACCUUCUUGGCCAAGAUCGCCAGGCCGAAGAAAAGGGCAGAGACGAUUAAAUUCAGCCACUGUGCUGUCAUCACCAAACACAACGGGGAGCUUUGCCUGGUGAUCAGAGUGGCAAACAUGAGGAAGAGCCUCCUGAUACAGUGCCAGCUCUCUGGGAAGCUUCUUCAGACCUACGAAACCAAAGAAGGGGAGAGGAUUCUGCUGAACCAAGCCAGUGUCAAAUUCAACGUUGACUCCUCUUCAGAGAGUCCAUUUCUCAUUUUGCCUUUAACCUUCUACCACAUUUUGGAUGAAAGCAGCCCUCUCAGAGACCUCACACCUCAAAACCUCAAGGAGAAGGACUUUGAGCUUGUGGUGCUCCUGAAUGCCACGGUGGAGUCCACCAGUGCUGUCUGCCAGAGCAGGACUUCCUACAUCCCCGAGGAGAUCCACUGGGGCUACGAGUUCGUGCCUGUGGUUUCCCUCUCUCCAAAUGGAAAGUACGUGGCAGAUUUCAGCCAGUUUGAGAAGAUCAGGAGAAGCACAGAUUCUACUUUUUAUAGUAUGGACUCUGAAAAGCAAAAGCUGGAGGAGAAAUACAGGCAGGAGGACCAAAGAGACAGGGAACUGAGAACAAUGUUGUUACAGCAGAGUAAUGUUUGA